AAUGACAUCUGUUAUACAUUGUGCAUCAAUGUUAUUAUCGAAGAAAUGAGAGGUGGCAACUCUAAGCACGGUGUAGCGGGGGAGGGAGAAACGACUUUGGAGUCAGUGUGAGGUAGGAGAGCGAACCGUUCAUUACUGCGGCUCAUUCAACAUCAGUCCUCCAUCUACCUCCAAUAUCAAGGUGUACUAUAUGAGGAAGGUGAAGGAAUAUUCAUGGCGAACUGACUGAGGCAGGAGAAAGACUAAUGUCACCAUGAGUCUAGUCAGUGAAGUGCCGGUAUUGUUCCUCCAUGAGUUAAAGGUGGUUGUGUAGGAGUGGAAUAAAAUUAAGAACGUAAGAAGUGAAGUAUUUAAAAGUGUUAACCAAAGAAAGGUAUAUUAAGUUUGUUACGUAAGUUAGUGUGAAAUUCUGUUCCUGGGAGUCCGAGUCGGAGUGAGUAUAAUCAGCUGAGGAAGACAACACUUCAAAAUGUCAGACGGUAUGGGCGACGAGGAACAAUUCCGCAUGAGCCACGCAGGACUGCUGGCGAGGAGCGCUGAGGGGCACGCCGCCAAGGGCAUGCGGAUCAAGGAUCAGGAGGACAUGUGGGUGGAAAUCCAGCACCACACAUUCAGAAACUGGGUCAACGUUCAGCUCCGGGACACAGGUCUUAAAGUAGACAACCUCUCCGAGGACCUGAGGGACGGCCUGGCCCUCGUCACCCUGGUGGAGGUGCUACAGAAGAGGCGCCUUCGUAAAGUGAAGCGGGUAAUGAACCAGCACCAGGCUUUGGAGAACGUCACCACCGCUCUCAACGCCAUCGCCGAAGACGGCAUCAAGCUGGUCAACAUAGGAAACGUGGACAUCGUGAAUGGGAACCUAAAGCUGAUCCUCGGCCUCAUCUGGUCCCUCAUCAUGCACUACCAGAUCGGACAGUCCAAGUUCCCCCCCAAGAAGCUGAUGCUAACCUGGCUAAGGGCCGUCCUCCCAGACUGCCGCAUCCAGAAUUUCACUUCAGACUGGAACAGCGGUGUGUACCUGAGUGCUCUGUUGGACUAUUGUAAGCCCGGACUUUUCACCACGUGGAAGAACCUAAACCCAAGGAAUUCAAUUCCCAAUUGCAAACAAGCCAUGGAGAUCGCAAAAGCAGAAUUCAACAUCCCCAUGAUUCUCGAGCCAGAGAUUCUUGCCUCCCCAUACUUGGAUGAGUUGUCUGGCAUGACCUACCUGUCUUACUUUAUGAAGGAAGGGGGCCCAGGCUACAAGGCAACGCUCGACUGGGUUAGGAAGCAGCUUCCCAAUAGGAAAAUUAAUAACUUUACGACGGACUGGAACGACGGAAUGAACCUAACAACCUUGGUGAAGCAGUUAGGAGGUCCAGUGCCAGGAUUCAAGAGACUACGAUCCGAUCCGGACAGUUGGGAAUCUAAUUUACAGUUGGGAAUCGACGGCGGCCGGAAGCUCGGCGUGGAGCCCGUGCUGUCGGCCGGCGAGAUGUCCCGGCCCGACGUCGAGUCCCUGGCUAACAUGGGCUAUAUUGCCUACUACCAAUGGGUGAGACCCCGCCAGUGCCCCGGUGAUUCCAUGGCUGUCAAGUGCGACCUCGAUAACGUUCGCGUCAAUAAUCCGGUGCCGUUCAAGAUCGAUUUCCUGACAAAGGAAGUGGUACUGAGUGAGAUUAAAGUUCAGGUGCAGGGACCUACAGGGCCUGUCAGGGUCGACCUCGACCUUAGCCCGAGAGGAGGCAAGGGAGUUUUCGUGCCCGACGAAGUGGGCAUCUAUGAGUUGACGGUACUCAGUGAGGACGAAGUGGUCGAGGGCUGCCCAGUGAAAGUGAGGGCUCUUCCUGACGUCUCCAAGAUCAUGUUCUCGGGCAUCGAUCCCUGUGCUCUUGGCUCCAUCGUCGAAGUCGUGAUUAACAGUAAUGGUGUGGGCGGAGGUGAUAUCGACGUGACAGCGUACUCGCCGACCGGCCGCGGGCUUGUUUGUCCCGUGAAGGUGGAAGACGGCGUAUAUGCGGCCACCUUCCAGCCGGACGAGGCGGGCGAGUGGUCCAUCGCCGUGACGUAUGACGAGGAACAUAUCCAGGGAUCACCCUUUACCUGUCACGUGUACGAUCCACAUUCUCUCAAGAUACGAGAGCUUGACAAGGGCCCAUCCUCCGUGCCAGGGAGACCCUUCACUUUCGUUGUAGACGCCACCAGGUGCGGGUGGGGCGACGCCACAGUGGACGUGACCCAAGGCGGCAGGUCCUUACCCUCGAGGUCGCUCGAAAUCGAUCGAGGACUCUACGAGGUCACCUUCACUCCCCUUGAGGCCGCAAAGCACAAGAUCUACGCCUAUUUCAACGGACACGAGGUUAAAGGGUCUCCAUUCUCUCUGUACCUGGGCAUCGAGAGGCCUCCGGACAGAAAGGACUCCAAGUCGAGGAAGAAGUCCAGCAAGGAGACGAAGACGUCCAAGGACGUGAAGGAGGUCAUAAAGGAGUACUCGGGAUCAUCCCUCCUAAAUUCCCCGAGGUACAGUUCCUCCAGUAACGACUCGCCUUACAAAUCGAGCAGCCUCUCAAAGACCUAUGACUCGAAUACUCAAAGCAAGGCUUAUGAGACAGGCAACAGGUCCGUCAACUCUAGCAUCACCAAAAACUCUCUAGAGAAAACUUACGACUCGAAGUACGACCCUCCGAGCAAGGCGUUCGACUCCUCGGUCCGGAUUGGCAAUAGUAGUUACGAAGCUAUCAACAACAAAUACGUCAACUUCGAGUCGUCCACCAUCGUCAGUAGAAGCAGCGCUUUCGACUCUUCCAAAAAACAUUCCAGUUCAUACGAUAUUCCUCAUUCCAAGAUUACUCACGAGGAUUCCCUUUCCAAAAAAGGAUAUGAGAUGCCCACCUCGGCCAGGAAGUCCCUCACGUUCGAGUCGAGUCCGGCAACAAGUCCAACCAGAACCUCCAGCUACAGCAAAAGUAGCGCUCUCGACUCAAGUUAUAAUUCGAGUUUUGAUUCUUCAUUUAACACCUCGACAUCUACAGUUAUAAACACCAACAAAUCGACCUUCAACAAAGCCGCAAGCCCCACUCGGCUCUCCUCGCCCCGCAAAUCCACUUCCCCGUCUCCCCCGCCCACCCUUCCCCCCGCGGUGCCAAGGACUGGCCGUGCGGUGAGCCCCCCGGCUGGCCCUCCGAACGCCCUCACCGGCCUCUCCUCGCCCGCCAAGGUUCUGCAGAUCGCUCAGAAUGCUGCCAAAACAACUGAAGCAGGGAGGAGGAUGAGGGAUUCCAACGCCUCCUUCGCCACCUCUCCAUCCUCCUCCUCCGGGAAGUACAGAACCUCUAGGACACUGAUCGCCAGCAGAGCAGACAGACCCGAUGCACUUGAGGACCCGGGGGUCGAACUCGCCGCCCCGGUCAGGCUUCUCACUCCCAGUUCGCGCGUUUCCUCUGAGUCGAGAAUCCCGUUGGUCCAGAGUGAUGACCAUUUCGACAUAGCCGACUCCUCUUACGCCAACGUCAGCGUGGGAGCAAACACCUCCUCUGCUAUCACUACGACAACUAUUAGAAGGUCUGAGGAAAAUCUAGUAACCACUGCAGACCACAGAAUGUCCUCCAGUGCACUUCAUCCAGUGAGUGAGCGUAGGAGUGGGGGUGUAGCCAUAGAAAGCGAGCAUGUAUACACCAUUGAAGGUGACAACAAUGUUAUGGCAGCUUCCCGACAUCCAGUCCAAAGCAUGGAGUCCAUUACUUAUCUAAGUUCAAGUACGACAUCUGUGGAUGUAGGUGAUGCUGUCUCCCACCGCCUGCAGAGUAGUUCCUCUACUAGCUUCAACCAACAAGAAAAACAUCGACACCCCCAUUCCUCAAUUGAUCCAUCCAGGGUAACAGUCAGUGGUCCAGGGGUCAGGCUUGUGUCUGUCUGCUCCCAGGCUGAGUUUACUGUCAGCACACCACAGCCUUUACAUCAGGAGGAGGUCAAUGUUAAAAUAUCAGGUCCUGGGAAGCGUCACGUGCCUCUGGCCCUGAACCAGAUGGCAGAGGGGGAAGUGAUGGCUGCCUUUACCCCUCAGCAGGUUGGAGAGUACCUAGUGGAUGUGAGAAUCAAGGAUACUAGGAUACCAGGCAGCCCCUUCAGAUGUUAUGUGUAUGAUUCUCAAGAAAUACGUGUAGGCACCAUUCCUAAUGGUAUUGUAGGAAGGCCUGUGGAAUUUGAAAUUGAUGGAUCAACAGCAGGGUCUGGAAACUUGGAAAUUCUGGUGAAUGGGGGACAUGUAACUUCUUAUGUGAGGAAUUUGGGUCAACAAAGAUUCCUUGCUUCAUUUGUACCCCAUUCUGCCAUUCGCCACAUGGUCGAGAUGCGCUUCAAUGGAGAGAAAGUUCCUGGCUCGCCUUGGAGCGUCGAGGUAAUGGAAGGCAGUGGGGCGCGGGUGGCGGUGCUGGGGGACACCAUCAAGCAUUUCCCUGCCGGCCAGCUGUCCGCCUUUGACAUCUCGGCCGCCAGUGUCUCCAAGGAGGAUAUUCAAGUCCACAUCGUCAGUCCCGCAAAGCGCCCAGUAUCGUACCAGCUAACGGAAAGCGGCGAGGGCGUGUACCGCGUGGCCUUCGUGACGACGGAGGUAGGGUCGUACGUGGUGGACGUUGCGGUGGCAGGCCAGAAGGUCCAGGGCUCGCCCUUCAUUGCCAAAGCGUACGACGCCGGGCUCAUUAGGGUCUCCGACGUGCCCAACGGGGUGGUCGGUCAGCCAUGCCAGUUCAGAGUGGACGCCUCUCAGGCCGGUGAGGGGCAGUUGGAGAUCAGCAUCAACGACGGGGAGGUGCCCAACCACGUGCAAGUGUUGGGCGGGGGACGCUGCCUCGUCUCAUUCACGCCAGACACAGCCAAGUUGCAUACCAUAGAUAUUAAGUUCAAUGGGGAGACUGUGCGUGGAUGCCCUUUUGUUUGCCGUGUGGCAGAUACGUCAAGGGUGAGCCUCACACUACGCCACCUAGAGCUGAUUCCAGUGGGCCAGUCUGCUGCAUUUAACAUAGCCGUGGAUGGGGGAGGUUCUGCCGAGCUUACUGUCACUGUUAGAACCCCAAGUCACACGACACUGCCAGUGCGUGUAUCUGGUAGUGUGCGUGCUGGCUUCACAGCAGAAUUUACACCUGUGGAGGUCGGUGCCCACACCAUCAUCGUCAAUUACAACGAUUCCGCUGUGUCAGGGACGCCCUUCACUUGCAAGGUGUAUGAUGCAGCCAAAGUUGGUGUGUCGCAUCUUCCUCGUGGUGCAAUUGGCAAGAGUCUUCAAUUUGUUGUGGAUGCUUCGGAGGCUGGCGAGGGUAAUCUGGAAAUUAGUAUUAGUGCAGCUGGGAGGAACAUCCCAACCCAGGUGCAUCCCCAGGGCUCAGCAAGAUUUGCUGUGUCUUUUGUACCGUUGGAGGCCAUUGAUCAUGUGAUAAACAUUUCUUUCAACAAAGAACCUGUCCAGGGAUCCCCAUUUGUUGCAAAGGUUCAGGCAGACCCCAAUCGGAUUGUGGUUAGUGGCCAGUCCUUGGCAGCCACGGCAGUAGGAAAGACUUCGUUUUUUACUAUAUCCAAUGUUACUGGCUCAGUGGAGGAUGUAGAGGUAUCAGUUGAAGGGCGGUCGAGAAAACACCAGCGCGCUUACUAAUAGUACUAAUCCGCAAAAAAUAUAUUUCUACCACUUUAGCUUAGCCUGGGUAUGGGUGCUCCAUGGAGACAUACUGGGCAGAAUGUCUGGUUUUGGUGCAGCCAAAAUCAUCAACGAAUCCACAUGUUUGUGACAAAUGCAUGCUUUAUUUUUGCAUCUAUUAAACCCUUUUAAAUAAAUCUAGCAAGCAUGAACUGAAACACUGAGAAGCUUGGAUUAAAAAAAAAAAAAAAAAAAAAAAAAAAAAAA
Messenger RNA from Penaeus indicus, 5872 nucleotides. RefSeq names its product filamin-A-like. The coding region runs from base 470 to 5623 and encodes 1717 amino acids. Gene Ontology annotation, biological process: actin cytoskeleton organization. The record is from RefSeq and is a predicted model, not a curated record. Gene Ontology annotation, molecular function: actin filament binding. The transcript has 29 exons. Lineage: Eukaryota; Metazoa; Arthropoda; Malacostraca; Decapoda; Penaeidae.